Messenger RNA from Fusarium poae, 1317 nucleotides. RefSeq lists its product as uncharacterized. The record is from RefSeq and is a predicted model, not a curated record. The transcript is spliced from 3 exons. Lineage: Eukaryota; Fungi; Ascomycota; Sordariomycetes; Hypocreales; Nectriaceae. Bases 1 to 1317 code for a protein of 438 amino acids.
AUGUGUCAAGCCGAAAGUGCCGAGUUCAAGGCCAAAACCAAAGAGAUCUAUUGGCCGAUUCUCAGGUCAUCACUCCUGAAUGGCGACCUUGGCAUCCAAGACCUGGACCUAGACUGUCCUAUCUGUUAUACUAACAUGGGCGUCCACCCGGAUAACUACGGCCCCAAGAACGAAUACGGUCAUAACCAUCGAGCCAUUAUCCUUGCUUGUGGUCACACAGUAGGCAACUCUUGUGCAUACCUUGGCGACCUUAAAGCUUGCCCUAUCUGUCGUGCUAACCUCACGCACGCUUGUUGCGGCCACCGCCAUAAGGGAAAUUCUAUACCAUGGGAAAUCAAGGAACUCGACUCUAUACCUCAGGAUCUAAACUGGGGCGGCUUCAUUCCUGGAUCCUGUAACUCCUGCCGUGGAGUGCACCUUUAUCACGACUACCAGCAGCAACGACUUCAAAUCGAGAAUGAAGGGCAUCUUUGGUUCCACAAAUCCAUGGGUAACGCAAAGAUCUUGUCUUCGCCUUUGAGGGGACGAUAUCUAUACCAAACUUGGCUCCGUCAAAAUGAUGGUCGACCGCCGUUCCAAAGGGGUGGAUUCAUUGUCAAGCCAAUGCGACUGAAGGAACCGUUGCGGACGAAUCUAGCUCAAUUAUCGACAUAUCACAUUCAGCUUUCGGAGAUACUCUCUCAAUCUCUUGAUGAUCUCGUCACGUUCGAAUGUUAUUGUAUGCCUGAAUACACCCUGCCAUUGCUCCCUCCUACCCAGUCCUGUCGCGACCAUGGUUACUCAAUACGGCCUUUAUUUGAAGCCUUGUACAUUGUCUAUGACGAUCAGUUUGAGGAUCAUGAUGAGAUGGACAAACCUGCCGGUAUGGGGGAGUAUGCAAGCAAUGAAUACUCAAGGCAGUCAAACGACACUGUGUUACUAGUGAGGACGGGGAAGGAUUCCCAUCUCUCAUCACCAAUCAGCUUUCUACCCCUUUUCGAAUCUGGCCUGGCAUUCAACGUCAACCGCCCUGAUUAUCAAGACGAGCCAGAACCAACAGUCGUUCGGGUUAAACUAAAGACAGCGCUUCAAUUUAUUGGGGACCUACUAAAGAAGGAAGAGGCUACCCAAGUCAUGCAGAGAAGCAUACAGGAGCAAGACAAAGGUUGUCAGAGAUAUGUUGAUAGUAUGAUUGAGUAUUGUCGGGAAUUUGGCAUCGACUCGCACGAACAUUCUUGGUUUGCCUUUCGGCGCGUCCGAGCAAGAUUGGAGAAUGAGGCAUUUGAAGAGGAUCAGGUUAAUCCACCGUGGAAAUGCCUACGUCGAUGGACUUUUUGA